Molecule: messenger RNA, 1203 nt
Organism: Adineta steineri
Lineage: Eukaryota; Metazoa; Rotifera; Eurotatoria; Adinetida; Adinetidae
Source: the annotation of a GenBank genome assembly
AUGAAUUUUUUGGUCAUUAUUUUAAGUUUUAUUUUAAUUUUUGGUAUACAUUCAAAUGACACUGAUGAUACAGGUGGUAUUGAUGUAUUAGAUAUAUUAAAAGAAAAACAAACUUCUUGUGAUCUACAUGAUUUUGUAAUCGGAAAAGAAAAUUCCGAAAAAGAAUAUAUAGCUUUAGUUUAUGAUUUAGCAACAUAUUGUUCCGAAACUGAAUCAACAUCUUUAUCUCGAAUUUUAUGUCGUAUGAUAUUAAUAGAACUUGAAAUUGGAUGUUCAUUACCUAAUAAAUCACGUCCAACACCAGUUAAAUAUAUUAAUUCAUAUACAUCAACACAAAUAUGUUCAAUGAAUAAAAUAAUGUAUACGAAUAGAUGGAUUUGGUUAAAAUUUACUGAGAAAGAAAAAGAAGAAUUGGAUUUUUUUUAUAAAAUUGCACCACGUAUUAGACGUGUUGAAGCUUCGAACACUAAUUUAACUGCAAAUAAAUCAGAAAUAACAAAUCUUAAAAAUAUAAAAAAAGAUUCAGUAGAUGCCGAACAACCGGUAGCAGAUAAACCAGAUGAAAAUAAGGAACCAGUAGAAAUCGAUUCAAAAAAGAAAGAAUCAAGAUCAAAUAUUAGACAAAGACAAAAUGAAAAAAGAAAACAACUCAUAGAUAAUGAUGAUUAUGAUGAUGACGAUAAUGCAGCAGAUGUUAAAAAGAAUAAAGAUACUAAGAACAAAGAAGACGAUGGUAAAGAAAUCAAAUCAUCCGAUGAAGUAAAAGACAGAAAAGACGAUACUCGAGUGAAACGAGAAAAGGAAGAAGUUAAGGAACGAAGAAAACCACAAGCUCCUGAUGGUGAAACUGGUUUUCAACUAAAUGAACGUGAAAAAGAAUGGGUUGGAGGAAAAAAAGAUGAUAAUCAACCAAAUUGGAGUUUAAAAAAAAAGAAUCGAAUUGAUUCGGAUGAUAAAUCAUCACAUACAUUUUCAAAACGAAGGAGAAUUUCACUUAGAUCAAAAUCAAAUGAUGAUCAUGAUGAUGUUAAUUCUGAUGAGAAGACAAGCAAUUUUACAACAUAUUUUCUUAUUUUUACUUUACUCAUUGUUGCCACUUAUUUCAUAUUACAAUAUAAAAAUAAAGCAAUAGGUAUAAUAAUCGAAGGAUGUAAACAAAGACGUGGAGUAUAUGGACGUCGUGCUGGUGGAAGUGGUACUUGA